Phoenix dactylifera (date palm) is the source of this 804-nucleotide messenger RNA. The record is from RefSeq and is a predicted model, not a curated record. NCBI's taxonomy places the organism in Eukaryota, Viridiplantae, Streptophyta, Magnoliopsida, Arecales, Arecaceae.
AUGGAGAAGAUAACGGAGAAGUGCCACCACGAGAAUUCCUCCUCUUCUGAUUCGGACAACGAGAAACCACAGCAGUCCUCGUCGUCCGUCCAGGCCAAGAUCUACCGCCUCUUCGGCAGGGAGAAGCCCGUCCACACCGUCAGGGGCGGUGGAAAGCCUGCUGAUAUUUUCCUAUGGAGGGACAAGAAGAUCUCGGCCGGUGUACUAGGUGGGGCCAUGACCAUCUGGGUCUUGUCCGAGUUGAUGGAAUACCACUUGCUCACUCUUGUCUGCCACUGCGACAUGAACCUCAUCACCGAUGAUGAUUUCAGAGAGUUCGUUGACAAAGUCCCGGAGGGCUGCUGGAUCACCAUCGUGUCGGACUCCUGCCACAACGGUGGCCUGAUUGAUGAAUCAAUGGAGCAAAUAGGUGAGAGCACUAGAAAAGAAGAAGAAAGUGAUAAAGCUCUACUUUGUGAUACUGAGGCUCAAUCUAUUAGACGUUGGGAAGAUCUCGGAGUAGAUGAUGGGUUGGUUCAGAAGCAGAGGAAAUGGGCGAAGAAGAUGGGCACAGGCACGAGGGAUUCGGAAGAGAUGAAGCUGCGUUCGGAAGAUGAAGAUAAGAUCCACGAUGCAGGGGAGAGAGAGCUCUUCCGUGAUGCUCGGGAAGGAGUGCUGGGAAACAGGGGAGUGAACCAGACGCAUGGGAAAAAAUCAUGGGAUUCGCCUGGCAGUUUAGAUGAAACAGAGGAUUCGGAGAGAGGACGCAUGAGGUGCUGGGAUUCCGUUCGUGGGAUAUUGGGAAGGAUGCGGAUGAGAUCCUGA